Pseudomassariella vexata is the source of this 1227-nucleotide messenger RNA. RefSeq lists its product as uncharacterized. The transcript has 2 exons. Lineage: Eukaryota; Fungi; Ascomycota; Sordariomycetes; Amphisphaeriales; Pseudomassariaceae. The coding region runs from base 1 to 1227 and encodes 408 amino acids. The record is from RefSeq and is a predicted model, not a curated record.
AUGGCGUCGAAUACAGGCAAGGCUGGCGUCAUCAAGGCUUCCGACGAUAAGAAUCCCAUGGACAAGCUUGCACACGCCGUGCUCGACGACUUAUUAUACAACAUUGUCCACGACUUGUUGAUCAAGGUGCACCGCGACGAGAAGAUUGCCCGUGCGGCGACUGCCGCCAUCCGUGUCGAGAAGCUGGCUUCCGAUACCUCAGACUCGUCCUUGACAGACUCCAGACCUGACGUCAAAGUUGAGACGGAUGCUGCAUUAUACGACGAUGGCAAGGUGACACUGAAAGGAAACCCGCUCCUUACCACGAAAGACAUAGUCUGCCCGCGAUGCCACCUGCCUCGUCUACUGUAUCCUACCGACGGCAAGGGAGCACGAAAACAAGACCCCAGCAUAAUUUACUGCAAGAAGUACCCGUACAUCAACAAACCUGGUCAUGACAUCUAUGGACAGACAUGGGUACAACAAGGACCGGGCAGAGGCAAGAAGAAAAAGGACAUGGAAAAGAAGCUCGAAACACCUCAAGACACUCCAGGCGCGACGCCCACGCCCGAAGAUGGCAAAGGUGGCGCUGCGUCCCGACCGCCCCAUGUGCUCUCGUUCCCCUCUGCCACCUGCAGCAAGUGCAAGCGCUGCAUUCUCGUCACGCGCCUGAACAAUCAUAUGGGCUCGUGUAUUGGGAACAGUGGCCGCAACGCCAGCCGUGCCGCGGCACAAAAGAUUAGCAACGGCAGCAGCAAUGGACACAACGGCAGCCAAGGUGACGGCACCCCUCCAAACAGCCAGAAGGGAACACCCCACCCAGGAUCGAGAGCGAAUAGUCCCAAGAAACGCGAUGGAGAUGAAAUGGACGAGGACGAGGACUCCGAAAACGAAGCCCCGAAGAAGAAGAAGCUCAAGCCGACGGCUGCGAAUUCGACUAAGAAAGUGAUCUUGAAGACCAAGAGUAGCGGGCCUAAGAAGGAGAAGGUCAAGACGAGCUCUUUGUUGAGUGUCGAGCAAAAGGUCGACGAUGAUGCCGAGGGCUCGACGGUCGAGGUCGCACCUAAAAAGAAGAUCACAAAGACAGCCAGUCCUGCUAAAAAGCUCAAGCUGGGUGUCCCGAAGCCACUGCUCACGUCCCCGGCAUCCAAGAACGGCAAGGCCAACGGCAGCGGCGGAGGAGGAGGCGGCGGUGACGAUGCGGGUAGUGAAAGUUCGGGCACGCUAAGUUCGCCGCCGAUUGUAUAA